AUGUUAGCUGGCAUUAGAACACUUCGAGAUAGAUGUCAGCUUUUUGAUAUGAUUUUAAAUGUGGAGGAUAUAGCUCUACCAGUUCAUAGAGUUGUUCUAGCUUCAUGUAGUGAUUAUUUUAGAGCAAUGUUCACUGAUGGACUGAAAGAAUCUAAAGAAGAAAAUAUUAAGUUAAAUGGUGUAACUGCAAUGGGGAUGCGAAAUUUAAUAGAUUUUGCCUACACCUCGAAAAUCAAUAUUGAUCAUGAAAAUGUUUAUGAUGUAUUGGCAGCAGCAAAUCAUGUCCAGAUAUUGCCAGUUAUUUCAGCAUGUGAAGAUUUUCUUAAGUCACAUCUUGAUCUCGACAAUUGUAUCGAUAUUAUGAAUGUAGCUGAACUUUACUGUCUCAAAAACCUUUACCAAGUUGCUCAACAAUUCAUGUGUCGGAACUGGUCUAUAUUUUCAUUGUCUAAUGACUUUUUACGACUGAAUUUUAAAGAAUUUCAAACCUUACUGUCUUCAAAAUUCCCAGUUGACUGUGAUGAAAAAUCUAUCCUAUUAUCAGUAUUAACCUGGGCAGAAUAUGACUCGCAGAAUAGAAACAGUCUCUUUGUUGAAUUAUUCAAAUUCAUCGAGUUCGAAAACAUCAGAAGGGAGGAUAUUGAAGAAAUCCAGUCUACCCCAGUAUGGAAAACUGUAGAGUCUAAUGAAGUGUGCUUAUCUAGAUAUUUAAAUCAGCUUGAUAAAAGUGUGGUUUCAAAAGAUUGGCUCAAGUGUUCAGGUAUAUCAAACUUAAGAGGCUUUCAGCACACCUUGAUAGUAGCAGGAGGCUUCAGUAAUGAAGGAGGGUUGACCAAUUCUGUAUGGUAUUUAGAUCAGUCUUCUGGAAAUUUAAAACAUCUGACCAAGAUUCCUCAUGUAGAUCAGUGCAACUUUGGAAUGGGUGUUCUCAAUAAUAAACUGUAUGCCAUUGGUGGCUGUUUCAAUGAUCAAAUGCAAGAAUUAAUUCAUCCAUUUGGAUUUUGUUACGAUUCUCAAAGAGACACAUGGGAAAGUAUAGCGCCAAUGUCUCAGGAGAGGUGCAAUUUUUACCUUGGAGUACUUGAAGGCAGAUUCUUUGCUAUUGGUGGUGAUCCUCAUGCUACAGCAGGUGCGGCUGAUAUGGCUUUAUGUGAGGCAUAUGAUGCUGAAACAAACACUUGGGUUGAUAUUGAGCCAAUGCCUGGGAACCGAAUGCAGCACACUGGAGCAUCCUUGGGUCGAAGAUUAUACAUUUCUGGUGGCUUACAAGAGCAAGAUGGUGAUGUGUUUGAUGAUUUACUUUGGUAUGAUUUAGAUACUAAUUUGUGGCAGACAGGAUCAUCCAUGAGAACUCCUCGUGCUGAUCACUCCAUGUUUGUAUACAAUGAUAAACUGUAUGUAGUAGGAGGAUGGUUUUACGAUACUCAUACCCAGCAAAGAGUUAUUGCUUCUGCCAUUGACUCCUAUAAUCCUGAGUUAGAUUGCUGGGAAACUGUGGCUACUCUCAAUGAAUGUAGACUGUUUGCAACCUAUACUGUUUAUGACGGUUGUAUUUAUGUUGUGGGAGGAUGGAAGGGAGGUAACUACAGAAAGAAAUGUAAUACUAUUGAUGUGUUUGAUUUAGAACGCGGUGAAUGGACUGAUAAAAAAUGUCAAAGUUUACAGCUAUGGGAACAUUCUAGCUGUACUGCCUACCUUCCAAGAUUUGUAUCUUGA
Lottia gigantea (owl limpet) is the source of this 1716-nucleotide messenger RNA. RefSeq lists its product as hypothetical. The transcript has 3 exons. Bases 1 to 1716 code for a protein of 571 amino acids. The record is from RefSeq and is a predicted model, not a curated record. Gene Ontology annotation, molecular function: protein binding. Lineage: Eukaryota; Metazoa; Mollusca; Gastropoda; Lottiidae.